AUGAAUCGAGGAAUAGGGGGGAUGUUCGAUCCCAGCAUAUUGGUGGCGCCGGUUCCAAAACAAGACGAAAGGAGUCACCCAGAGUCGAAUGGGUCCAACUCCGAGGAGUCCAACUCCGAGGAGUCCAACUCCGAGGAAUCCAACUCCGAUGAGGCCAAGUCGGAUGAGCCCCAAAGAAUGUUUCAAGUACAGGUCAGAGUCGUACCAGGAACAAGCAAUAUUCUCAGGGACGGCUCGCUCGAAGAACCUGACAAUGUAUAUCUCCUGCUGGAUCCAAUCCGCGGCAGCGGCCGGAAUAUCUACCGGUUAGUGAACAUAAAUUAUUGGGGUGAGGUUGUCAUCAACAAGCGACUGCUGCGGCAUUCCUACUCAGUAACGGAAGACGGCACCAAGGACCCGAACAUCAUAUCCCACAACUUUAGGUCUCCAGUGCCGUCGGAUCUGCGCUUCGCACGCUAUGAGCAUGAGAGCGAAUUCAUCGAGGUGCGGCUGCCUGAAGAGCCCUACUUCCCCACAAUACUUGAAAUUUACUUCCCCAACGGAGAGCAGCAGGACAUUGGCGAAAACGGCGACAUCCAGGUCCUGUCGCUGUACUAUUGUUUCAGCCACGGCGGCACGCUGGCGGAGCUGAUCGAAGCCUUCCGGCACGAGAAGCGCCACUUCCCCGAGUACUUUGUGAAAUCAGAGCGAAGGACUAACUGGGUGCCCAUCAUACACCGCGACAUUCACGACGGGCGCGUCUUGCUCCGAUUUAGAAAAGAUGACGAGGAUUGCAAGGACGUCCAUAAAUGGUGCCUCCCAGAGGUUGUUUUGACGGGGUUUAGCAGGGCCAACCUGGAGACGGACCCGGAGGAGUGGUGGAACGAGUCACCGAGAACCUCCCCCCGGAACGAGAAUGCAGCACCGGGCAUCUGGCAGGACAUGCACAUGCUGGGCUGCGUGCUCCGAAAGCUGGUGACGUACACAACACAGCACCCACGCGGCCCCGCCGAGGACUACGACGUUAAUCUUGACGCAGGGGGGACGGUGUCGCCGUACAGCGCCGAACUGCACCGCGUGCUCAAGACGUGGGAAAUAAAAGAGCUGCAGGUUGGGCCGCCCAAGCAGUUCACGAGCCCAGAAAUGCGGGACCGCGUGCCUGGGAUCGACUUCCUCAUCGAUACGGUCGUGCCCAUAGUAACCCAGCGCGUAAUUGAAUUCGAAUGGAAGGGGGCCGAGCUGAUGGUCAAGAAGUAUGGAGGCCAUGUAUUGUGGGCGCAGCCGAACCAGAAGCACCGGUUCCGGCUCUGGGAGCCUCCGUGCAGGGCAGAUUCUCCAAACGCCGAGGCCGAGGCCAGGCGGGCCUUGGACGGACAUGUCGGAGGACCCUACUGCAUAGAACCGUACAUCGAGGGAGAGACCAUCCCUCUCUUGCCAGGGUCUAUUCUCGAGCCUCGAGGCCAGGAGUCGGGUGGUCCAUCGGGCGCCGACUCUAGCGGCAGAAACAGAGGCCAACAGCUUCCAGGUCGGGACCGCAGGGAAGAUAGAAGCCAGUCCAUACCAAGCUAUGCGUCCCUCGACUGGCCAGACUACGUGUCCCGGCUACGCGAUCUGGACCCACGCCAGGCAGCUGCUAACCCCGAACGAGGUGGGAGUCUAUCCCAGUCGGGUGAUAUACCCCCGCAUUGUUCCGAAUCCAAGCCCAGGAGCGGUUCCAAUGACUUUCCGAAGCCUCAUAAGCCAGGGGGACAAGGCGGCCACCAGGGAAAUGGUGAUUCUGGAGGUGAUGCAGGCCCCCCGUCACAAAACUCCCAACCCGCAGACCCCGAGUCAUCGUCGGACGAACAAGAUGAUUCUGACAACGAGUCACAAGGCCAAGCCAACCCUUCCAAGCGCAGGAGGGAAACUGGCACUACUAAAGGACUAGACGCUCUCCGACCCCAGCCCCCCAGCCGAGACACGGUUCCAAUAGGCCAAGUCCGGAAGUUCCAAGCACAAGUGGCCGCAAAAGUCGCCACUCACACCCUGACGACGAGUCUCCAACCCAGCGAGCCGCGAGGAACAGAGCCACCCAACAGCAGGCGAGAAACCAGCCCCCUCCGCCUCACCUCUGCGUUCAAGAAAGGGUGCGGGGAGGUGGUUCCGGGGCACCGGCACGAACAAUUCCAGCGGAUAAUGAUUGGCAGCCAAUAG
Molecule: messenger RNA, 2172 nt
Organism: Lasiosphaeria miniovina
Lineage: Eukaryota; Fungi; Ascomycota; Sordariomycetes; Sordariales; Lasiosphaeriaceae
Exons: 4
Coding region: 1-2172 (723 amino acids)
Source: RefSeq, a predicted model, not a curated record